Xyrichtys novacula (pearly razorfish) is the source of this 1554-nucleotide messenger RNA. NCBI's taxonomy places the organism in Eukaryota, Metazoa, Chordata, Actinopteri, Labriformes, Labridae. The record is from the annotation of a GenBank genome assembly.
AUGCAGAGAGGGAAGCAUAACCUGCAAGCAGUCCUGGAUGACGGCUUGGGCAAAGAUUUGAUGAAUGCCGGGCGAUUUUGCUUCAGCUGCGAGCAGAUAUUUGCAGACAGAAAAUGCUUGGAGGAACACAUGUGUUCUGCUGCAAGUCACAUCUGCUCUUGUGGGACUGAGUUUACUGAUUACAAUGACAUGCUGGAGCACAGCACUACGCAUGAACCAGGACAUCAGGUGCUUGAUCAUGAAACAAUUAAACAGCGUCGAAUUGCAAAGCACAAAGCUGAGGAGGCACAGCUGCAAAGAUUACAGACAGGUGAGGUUGUUUGGAAAGCACCAAAAUUAGGGAAUGUGCCAUCAAAAUCUUUGCCGAUGAAGAAAAUGCUUGCAUCAGCUCACAUCCCACAAGGUCCCUUGCACACUACGCAGAUUUCCCAAGUGCCUGAGUUGUACCCUUCAUCACAAGCACCUCUGCUUCAAAAUCCUUUUUACUCUGCAACAGACAUGAAGAAUAUUUUUGCUGGUGUAGGUGCACCAACAGUGGAUCUAUGGACACUUUACCAGCCAGUGGUGUUGUUGCAAACUGUGCGCCAAUUUAACAAGAAAAAGCCAUACUCCUGCAGCAAAUGCGGUCAGUGUUUUGCAACAAAAAACACUCUUGUAGCCCACUGUAACUCUCAUGUUGUAGAUAAAAUGUCAGGCUGUAUAGGAUGUGGGUUGCUGCUCUCCAGCAGAAAGAUAGUCCCCCGCUACCAUGUUUGUAGUGCUCCCAGUAGUUCUGCCAAAUUUAAACUCGUAACUGCAAAACCACUGGGUUACAAGGCACCAAAAGAGGCAAGACCAGCCAAAAGUCUGAAUGUUCAAGCACAGCUUGCCUCUUCCAUUCCAGAGUUUAGGAGCGAUAGUUUCAGUCAGGCAACCCAUGGCACUUCAAACAUGCAGCGGAAAAAUGUAAACAUUGGAACAUAUAAUAAAAGCAGCCAAGGGCUUCUGUAUAGUAAGAGACAAAAUCCAAACCAACCCAAGCCUUUUAUCACCCUCUCAUCAAAGACCCAUAGUACAAAUCCCAGUGCAUCCAUUAAAAAUGGGCAAGGGUGUUCUGUGACCCCCACCAGGCUGUUGAAGAGGCCCGCAACAUUCGCUACAGUUGUGCCAAGCAAACCGAUGCAUACAUCUUCCAAAUCAAAUGGAUUCACAUGUCGAGUGUGUCAUCUUCCUUUUGAGUCUGCGCAGCUGCUUCAGAGGCACAAGUGUGCCAGAGCACAGGAGUUCAUGGCACAGCGAGGUGGCAGUAACCACAAACUGAAGAGGAUGGCUCCAAUGGCAGGCCAACAUCCUGCUCCGAUAAAUGGUGGUAAAAAACUUGGGGCUCCACCAUCUUGUAACAUGAAGAUAAACCAAGUCAUGACGGUCAGUGUGGACCAAGGGCAAAGGAUGGCCCCUGUGAAUGGUGACACAGAGGAGGACAUGGAUGAUGAUUGCUUCAUUGUCGAAAACGGACCAGAAAAACCUGCUGAGAUGAUAUACCAAGUAACCUCAUCUGUCCCUAUUAAAACUUGA